AAUCAGCAGCCAAAGUUGGCCUCAAAAGCGCUUUACCAAAACUCCCAUCCUACAAAGUCAACAUUUCUCAUCGCUAUCAUAUGUUCUUGUCUUACAUCUUCUGGGAAUUGCUACCAUGUUUCCAAGAAUAUGUUUUUUUGCGCUAGAAUUUCAAUGAAGAUGUUUCACAGCUUUAGAAUCAACCGCACAAAGUUCCACAUCUUCUCCACUACCAUUCUUGCAGCCAUUGUUUUUGUUAUCAUCUUCUCUGAUAAUGCCUUCAUAAAUCGCUCCUCAAUCCGUUCCACACCUUUCCGCAGCCAAAAGCAUCCCAGAUUGAAGCCGCUGAAUUCGAUCAAGGAAGAUGUUAUCGAACAAGUUCACGUUCAUGAAGAUGGCGCCAGCCUGGUGCCCCCUUUCAAUCUCACAGCAGAAGAAAGAACAGAAUGGUUGAAGAGAAAGUUCCCAGAGAUUGGGAUUUUCAAGUCAGAUGAAGUGUCAAGAAGAUUUGAUGGGAGGGUUAGGGAGUUUUACAGGAGCAGAAAGUGUAAAGUUAAGUUCUUUAUGACAUGGAUUGCCUCUGCAAAUUCGUUUGGAAGAAGGGAGUUUCUGUCACUAGAGAGUCUGUUCAAAGUUCAUAAAGAUGGGUGCUUAAUCAUACUUUCCCAGACUUUGGAUUCAGAAUAUGGAAAAAGACUUCUGGAGCCUCUAACUGGGUUUGGGGUUGUUGCAGUAAAGCCUGAUUUGCCAUUUCUGUUCAAGAAAACCCCUGCAGAAGAUUGGUAUGAUGAUCUGAGAAGUGGGAAAAAAGACCCUGGUGAAAUACCCUUAGCCCAGAACCUAUCAAACCUGAUCAGGCUAGCUGUUCUGUACAAAUAUGGAGGGGUAUAUCUUGACACAGACUUCAUAGUCAUGAAGGACUUCUCUGGGUUAAGAAACUCCAUUGGAGCACAAAGCAUUAACCUCUCUGGGAACUGGUCAAGACUGAACAAUGCAGUGCUGGUUUUCGACAAAGGGCAUCCACUGCUCCUCAAGUUCUUGGAGGAAUUUGCUGCAAAAUUUGAUGGGAACAAGUGGGGGCACAAUGGACCAUACUUGGUUUCAAGAGUGGUGAAGAAAGUCCCUUCUUCUGCUUCUUUCAACUUCACUGUGUUGCCUCCAAUGGCGUUUUACCCUGCAGAUUGGACUCGAAUUGCAGGGUUUUUUAGGCAUCCCAGGGACAGAAAGCAUGGAAGGUGGAUAGAAGCCAAGCUGGUUCAGCUAAGGGGGGAGAGUUAUGGGGUGCAUCUGUGGAAUAGGGAAAGUGGGAGAAUCAGAAUUGAGGAGGGUAGUAUUAUAGGUAGUAUUUUUUCUGGGCAUUGUAUCAUCUGCAAAGGGAUUUAUGAUUCUUGAACAGAAAAUUUCUACUGCAACUUGUGAAUUCAUUCAAACACAGAUUCAAUCUUUUUCCUAGUACAAUGUAAGAAACAUGGGAUUUUGCCUUGCAUUCAUGUUCCAUGUCAAGUCAUAAAUUAAUAAUCUCAUCCCACCAAACACCAA
Molecule: messenger RNA, 1518 nt
Organism: Ipomoea nil (Japanese morning glory)
Lineage: Eukaryota; Viridiplantae; Streptophyta; Magnoliopsida; Solanales; Convolvulaceae
Product: lactosylceramide 4-alpha-galactosyltransferase-like
Exons: 1
Coding region: 130-1371 (413 amino acids)
Source: RefSeq, a predicted model, not a curated record